Messenger RNA from Penicillium cosmopolitanum, 843 nucleotides. Its product is annotated as Amino acid/polyamine transporter I. The record is from RefSeq and is a predicted model, not a curated record. Gene Ontology annotation, cellular component: membrane. The transcript has 6 exons. Lineage: Eukaryota; Fungi; Ascomycota; Eurotiomycetes; Eurotiales; Aspergillaceae. The coding region runs from base 1 to 843 and encodes 280 amino acids. Gene Ontology annotation, molecular function: transmembrane transporter activity. Gene Ontology annotation, biological process: transmembrane transport.
AUGAAGUUUGCCGAUUCACAUCCCAUCAUAGGCAACACUCAAUCGGCUGUGAACUAUAUGCUCUCGGAACUAAGUGUCUUCAAUGUUGAUUUCCCGACCGACUCAUCCAGCGUCAAGUUUCGCGCAGUCCAAUGGAUAUGUACCGAGGUGCUCCUUGCUUUGGCGGCAUUAAUGAACCUUGCCUCCCCGCGAGUCUUUAAGUACAUAUUCUGGUUCUCUACCGGUGCCGUUUUUCUGGAUUUUAUUCUGAAUGUCAUAUGGCUUCCUGUUGGGGCGCAUAACACUUACGGCCUGAGAACCGCACAGGAAGCUUUCAUGACAACCUAUAACGGAACCGGAGCACCGGCUGGUUGGAACUGGUGCCUUUCAUAUCUUGCAACGGCAGGUAUUUUGAUUGGAUUCGAUGCCUCCGGUCACGUUGCAGAGGAAACUAAAAAUGCGUCCGUUAAUGCGGCGAAGGUAAUACUGUUCUUGUUUACUUCUCCCCCGAUCGACGUGCUCUUUUCCUACGAUGCGCCCCAGCCUUUUGUCCCCCUGUAUGCCGCGGUUCUCGGUCGCGGGGGACAUAUUGUUAUGAAUGUCCUUUCGGUCGUCGCACUGUGGCUUAAUACGGCGAUCGCAGUCACUGCCGCCUCUCGACUGGUUUUCGCCGUUGCCCGUGACGGCGUUCUCCUGCAUCUGGAUGGGUAUCUCGAGUGUCAGCAGAAGGCCAACCUAGAAACGCCGUUCUUGUCGUCUGGGGUGUCGCUGCUGUCAUCACUUGUACCAUUUUGCCUUCUGCCGUCGCGUUCACCUCUUUGGUGUCGGCAGCAGGUGUUCCAUCUGCCGCAGCUUACGGGCUGA